GUGGUCUUUAGAGAGUCGGUCAGUGGGUCAGUGUCCGGGUAGGUCUAAGUGGUGAGGAGUGGGACUCCUUGUCGUGCAACUGACACCACCAUGGAUGACUAUCCGAUGUAUGGGUUACUUGUCGGGUUCUCCCUCUGGGGGACCCUUUGGCGUUUCAUGUUCCCGCUGGGAUUUUGGAACACCUUCGCGUGUAGGGUAGAGACGAAGGGUGGCACGACCACACACCCCUAUUCACCUGAAGAAGAGGCCAAGGCCGCCGCCAUCCUGAAAGAGAGAAGGGAGAAGAAGGAGGCCAAGAAGAAGGCCCUCCAGGAGGAGACGGCGGCAAAGUUGAAAAAGAUAGAGGAGGAGAUGGCCAGAGAAAAAGAGAGGUUGAAGAAGGAAGAAGAGGAGAAGUUGAAGGAGGUGGAAGAGGAAGAAGAAGAAGAAGACGAGACGCCACUGCAAAGGAAGAGAGGGCAGCACAGUGGCAGCAAGGAUGAAGAGAUGGAGAAACGGAUUUCGGAGUGGCAAGAGGCCGCUAUGAAGAAAUGGGAGGCAGAAGAAGAUGUUCUGAAGCGGCAGGCGAUGGAAGAUGAAACGAGGAUGGAGUGGAAACUCGCAAUGAUGAGGGAGAAGAAGAGAAGAGUGGAGGCGGCGAGUGCCGCAAUGCAGGAAUUAGCGGAGGUACGGACCUUAACUACACAAUUGACCCCUCAGGUAGACCUCCAACAAAAGGUACAGAUCAUCGCCCAGAGCAUCGAGCGUUUAUCUAGAGUGCAAGAACAACAAUACGAGUUUAGCCGAAGUCGGGAUAUAGCUGUGCGUUCGAUGCGGUUGGGAUUUCGGGACUUUGCCCGCGAACUGGUAGGCGCUGUAGGAGCCGAGGUGAAUCAUCGCCUCGAGAAGACUGAGUGUUUCUGUGUCGGCGCCAUUGAAGGCGUCAAGGUGGCAGCUCCCAAGGAGGAAGAGCCACGUCCUCGUAAGGAGCCGGUCAAAGUCAAGUUCCCUGAUUCCUACAGUGGAAAAAGGGAAGAAAACUUUGACAACUGGGAGGCCAAUGUCAAGACCUAUGUGCAUCUACAACAGGUCUCCCCGGAUCAGCACGUCUUGAUUGCGAUCCAUGCGCUUAGAGAUGAAGCUGCCAGCUUUGCAANGCGCUUAGAGAUGAAGCUGCCAGCUUUGCAAGAGCGACCCAAUUGGUCGGCCUCUUCUAUUGGGAAAGCAAUGGAAAGGCCGCACUUUCUAGGGCAUUUCUUCGCGAAAAGCGAAGAUCCCACCACUACGUAUGAUUCCCUUAGUCGUGAAGUGGUGGCUUUUGAAGCUAAGUCUGCGUCAGUGUCUACUUUCCGGCUCAAAGACUUAGAUAAGGGAAAGCAAUGGAAAGGCCGCACUAUCUCAGGGCAGGUAAAGACCAAGGACAACCUUGUCCUGACCUUAGAUGAAGGUAGUGUGGACGAGAUCCCCUACGAGCAGAUUGAGUGGGGGUUAGAGGAGGAGGACAGCGGUGUGAGCCAGGGGAGGACUUACGCUGCUGCCGCGGCUGGAGGGAGGCCGCAAGGAGGAGGACGAGGCCAGGGCCAAGGGGGCCGGGCCUCAGGGAGCCGGUUUCAGGGCGAUCAGGGGGUUGGCGGCAGAGGAGAAAACCGCCAAGCGGGAGGAAGGGGUCAAGGUUCCCCGCAAAACCGUCCUCGGAAUAGGUCUCCCUAUAGGGUCCUGGAGAAGCUUAGGGAAGCUAACUUCAAGAUCAAUGCAAAGAAGUGCGAUUGGGCGAAGACCGAAGUCUUAUAUCUAGGCCACGUCUUAGAAGGAGACGGCGUUAAGCCAGAAGAUUGUAAAAUCGCAGCGAUUAGAGAUUGGCCCACGCCACGUACGUUGACAGAGUUGCGGUCGUUCUUGGGCUUAGCAAACUACUAUAGGAAGUUCGUGAGGAACUUCUCCACUAUCGCUGCGCCCCUUUGCAGAUUGCUGAGAAAGGAAACCAUUUGGAAGUGGGAUAAGGUCUGCACAUCUGCUAUGAAUAAGUUGAAGCAGGCACUAAUAGAAUAUCAAAUCCUUAAGGUAGCCGAUCCGUCCUUGCCCUUUGUCGUCACUACGGAUGCUAGCCAGUACGGCAUCGGUGCAGUAUUGCAGCAAGACGAUGGCAAUGGUUACAGACCCGUAGAGUUCAUGUCCGCUAGGAUGCCUUCAGAGAAGGUUGCGACAUCUACCUAUGAGAGGGAACUCUACGCUCUCAGGCAAGCAUUAGAACACUGGAAGCAUUACUUGCUUGGGAGGCACUUCAAAGUCUAUUCUGACCACGUGACAUUGCGAUGGUUAAAGACGCAGGCCAAAAUGACACCUAAGCUUACUAGGGAGAUUCCACAACCGGACGACCAGCUCUUGCGAUCGGCUAGACGACCGAUUGCCCACUUGGCUUUAGGACCAGAGAGCGACAUAUAUCUAUUGCGCCAGCGUAAGGAGAGACAGCAGCAGCAGAGGAGAGCUAGAGCAGCAGAGGCUAGCAGGGCGCUCGUAAGCGAAGCCGCAGCUUCGAAAGCCAUGGCCACUUCUGCGCAGCAGACUUCUCAUGCUGGUAGUACAGGGUCUGUAGGGUUAACGGUCGCGCAGACCCAGAGUCAGUCCACUGGCGUUAUGGCAAGCCAGCCAUUAGUGAUGACUCCCGAGGAGGUCGCCACACAGCAAGCUGCUGAUCGCGAGGCACGGCUACAGCAGGUGAUGAAGGAGGAAGGAGGGUUGAGGGCGGUCGGCUAUGGUGGACGGGUGUGGGUGAUGGAGGAGGAAGAAGGGUUGGGGGGGGUCCGGCUAUGGUGGACGGGUGUGGGUGAUGGAGGAAGGAGAAGGGUUGGGGAGGUCCGACUACGGAGGACGGGUGUGGGUGAUGGAGGAAGGGAAAGGGUUGGGGAGGUCCGACUAUGGAGGAUGGACAUGGGUGAUGGAGGAGGAAGAAGGCUUCGGGAGGUCGGCUAUGGAGGAUGGGUGUGGGUGACGGACGAGGAAGGAGGGUUGGGGGUGGCCGGCUAUGGUGGACGGGUGUGGGUGAUGGAGGAAGGAGAAGGGUUGGGGAGGUCUGGCUAUGGAGGAUGGACGUGGGUGAUGGAGGAGGAAGAAGGGUUGGGGGUGAUUGGCUAUGGUGGACGGGUGUGGGUGAUGGCAGAAGGAGAAGGGUCGGGGAGGUCCGGCUAUGGAGGAUGGACGUGGGUGAUGGAGGAGGAAGAAGGGUUGGGGNGUGGACGGGUGUGGGUGAUGGCAGAAGGAGAAGGGUCGGGGAGGUCCGGCUAUGGAGGAUGGACGUGGGUGAUGGAGGAGGAAGAAGGGUUGGGGAGGUCCGACUAUGGAGGAUGGUCGUGGGUGAUGGAGGAGGAAGAAGGGUUGGGGGUGGUCCGACUAUGGAGGAUGGACGUGGGUGAUGGAGGAGGAAGAAGGGUUGCGGAGGUGGUCGGCUAUGGCAGACGGGUGUGGGUGAUGGAGGAAGGAGAGGGGUUGGGGAGGUCCGGCUAUGGAGGAUGGACGUGGGUGAUGGAGGAGGAAGAAGGGUUGGGGGUGAUCGGCUAUGGUGGACGGGUGUGGUUGAUGGCGGAAGGAGAAGGGUCGGGGAGGUCCGACUAUGGAGGAUGGACGUGGGUGAUGGAGGAGGAAAAAGGGUUGGGGAUGAUCGGCUAUGGUGGGCGGGUGUGGGUGAUGGCGGAAGGAGAGGGGUCGGGGAGGUCCGGCUAUGGAGGAUGGAUGUGGGUGAUGGAGGAGUAAGAAGGGUUAAGGGGUGGUCGGCUAUGGUGGACUGGU
Molecule: messenger RNA, 3762 nt
Organism: Chara braunii
Lineage: Eukaryota; Viridiplantae; Streptophyta; Charophyceae; Charales; Characeae
Source: the annotation of a GenBank genome assembly